Pelobates fuscus (common spadefoot toad) is the source of this 2062-nucleotide messenger RNA. RefSeq names its product SIX homeobox 2 (gene SIX2). NCBI's taxonomy places the organism in Eukaryota, Metazoa, Chordata, Amphibia, Anura, Pelobatidae. Gene Ontology annotation, molecular function: RNA polymerase II cis-regulatory region sequence-specific DNA binding; DNA-binding transcription factor activity, RNA polymerase II-specific. The record is from RefSeq and is a predicted model, not a curated record. Gene Ontology annotation, cellular component: nucleus; transcription regulator complex. The transcript has 2 exons. Gene Ontology annotation, biological process: regulation of transcription by RNA polymerase II. Bases 387 to 1259 code for a protein of 290 amino acids.
GUCAGCCAGGCAGAGGGUGAGCAGACUGAGCUGCUGGACUAUCUGGGAGCGUGUACAGGGAUCAACUUCACUCAGAAUUCUCAAAUCCACAGAAUUCUAAAGCGAACUGCAACAUUGUAACAGAAAGGGCUGGCUUGGGAUCACUCUCAGCAACACUCACAGCUCGCUUGUUGUCGCCUACAGUUUGCAAUUCGCUCGAAUUCGGAGUUUAGUGAAUAAGCGCCAAGGACUUACAAAGUUUUCCCUUUGCAGCCUGGAGGAGUUAAAGCGGCCCUUGAGGCUCUAUGGCCGGUGGAUUGCAGUGAAAAGCCCAGAAUCUGGACAGGAGGCAGUUAAUCCUUGGAGCUGGAUGGUUCUAGCAGAGGGUUGGGGUGUCAGAGGGGACCAUGUCGAUGCUCCCCACUUUUGGCUUCACCCAGGAGCAAGUGGCCUGUGUGUGUGAGGUUCUGCAGCAGGGGGGUAACAUAGAGCGGCUGGGGCGCUUCCUGUGGUCCCUGCCAGCCUGUGAGCACCUCCAUAAGAAUGAGAGUGUCCUGAAGGCCAAGGCCGUGGUGGCUUUCCACAGGGGCAAUUUCCGGGAGCUCUACAAGAUCCUGGAGAGCCACCAGUUCUCCCCCCAUAACCACCCCAAGCUGCAGCAGCUGUGGCUCAAGGCGCACUAUAUCGAGGCGGAGAAGCUGCGGGGGCGCCCCCUAGGGGCGGUGGGGAAGUACAGGGUGCGGAGGAAGUUCCCGCUGCCCCGCUCUAUCUGGGACGGCGAGGAGACCAGCUACUGCUUUAAGGAGAAGAGCCGGAGCGUGCUGAGGGAGUGGUACGCCCACAACCCCUAUCCAUCACCCCGGGAGAAGCGGGAGCUGGCCGAGGCCACGGGGCUCACCACCACCCAGGUCAGCAACUGGUUCAAAAACCGGCGGCAGAGGGACCGGGCGGCCGAGGCCAAGGAAAGGUACGAGGAGAAUAACGAGAACUCAAACUCGAACAGUCACAACGCGUUAUCGUCAUCCAUGAAUGGCAGUAAAACGGUUUUGGGAAGUUCAGAUGAUGACAAAACUCCAUCCGGGACCCCAGAUCACACCUCGUCCAGCCCGGGCUUACUGCUCAGCUCCUCCAACCCUGGGCUCCAGGCUCUCCAUGGGAUGGGCCACCCUCAGGGACCCAGUGCCAUCCCAGUGCCAGGGGCUGACGUCAUGCACCACCACACUUUGCAAGACUCAAUUCUCAACCCAAUGUCCUCCAACCUGGUAGACCUGGGCUCCUAAAACUCAGAACAAUAUUUAAGACACCUAAGAGAAAUCCCCCCACCUGUGGACCCUUACUCCACUCAAGGAUGGAUAAUCUGAUAGACUUGUUUGAAGGUACUGUAGACCACAUUACCUGUGCCACUUGGGACUGGAAAGACUUAACCGAGAUGUUUUUAUUGUCACCAUAUAAACAAUGAACCCAAAGUAUUACACAAAGGGCCAUGCAAUGUAUUAACCCUUGAAGUGACAGAGGGGUGAGUAACACGGUAGAAUUCUCAAUGGUAUUCACAUCAAUCCAAAUCAUGACAACAACAGAUGAUAUCUUUAUGCAACAGUUCCUGCAGGUACCUGACUUUUGAUGAUUUAUUUCAAUCCAAUAAAAUAAGGCUAUAACUUUGAAUGACUGUCCUUAGACCCCUGGUUCUCAAUACACUCGUAAAGGCACGUUGAUAGUGUUACAUCAUAUGGCUAUAAAUAUAUCUAUCUAUGUAAACGCCAAUAGUGCUGGGCCCUUGCCACCAGAAUUAUACAGACAGUUCCAGUAAUUAAUUAGUGAUGGGUCGUGCUAAUCCCCAGGACAAUCUCUGCAACAGAACUUUCCUUUAACCAUUUCAGUGCCUCGGAGAGGGGGGUUGGUCACUCCUCAAGCACUGGAACGUUAACCCCUUAAUCACCACUCAGGGUGAAAGAAACAGAUAUUUUGCAAUUGUUACAUAUUUGUUGAUAAGGUCAUCUGGCCAUUUUUUUUUUUUUUUUGUUUUGUUUCAUGUUUAUAUUAUGUGAAUAAACCCUUUGGAAAAUAUCCUUGCUUUUAUUUUAUA